This is a messenger RNA of Pichia kudriavzevii, 1221 nucleotides long. RefSeq lists its product as uncharacterized. Gene Ontology annotation, molecular function: protein binding; aminomethyltransferase activity. The record is from RefSeq and is a predicted model, not a curated record. The coding region runs from base 1 to 1221 and encodes 406 amino acids. Gene Ontology annotation, cellular component: mitochondrion. Gene Ontology annotation, biological process: glycine catabolic process. The transcript has a single exon. NCBI's taxonomy places the organism in Eukaryota, Fungi, Ascomycota, Pichiomycetes, Pichiales, Pichiaceae.
AUGUUAAGAUCUUUUGCAUCCAAAAACACACUUAAAUGCUUCACCAGAUCAUACUCAGUUAAGUCUGAGUCAACCCUCCUUAAGACUCCAUUGUAUGAAACUCACGUUGAAUUGGGAGCCACAAUGGUUCCAUUUGCAGGCUUUUCAAUGCCGGUUUUGUAUAAGGAUCAAACACAUAUCAAGUCUCACAAUUGGACAAGGACUAAGUGUGGUGUCUUUGAUGUCUCACAUAUGGUGCAGCAUAAAAUUUCCGGUCCAAAUACCACAAGAUUCUUGGAAAAAAUCUGUCCUACUGAUUUCAGUGUCUUGAAACCUUUCCAAUCAAGCUUGAGUGUCUUGCUAAAUAAUGAAGGUGGUGUGGUUGAUGACACUAUAGUUACUAAGCACGAUGAGGACUCGUAUUAUAUUGUCACCAAUGCCGGAUGUAGAGAUCAGGAUCUUGCAUUUUUCAAGGAAGAGCUGGCAAAGUAUGAGGAUGGCUCUGAGAUCAAGCAUUCCACGUUUGGUGGCACUUUAUUGGCAAUCCAAGGACCAAAAUCUCAAGAGAUUGUUUCGAAGUUCACCAAUACCAAGCUAGAUGAUCUAUAUUUCGGUAAUUCUAGAUUUAUUGAUCUCCAAGGUUUUGGAACUGAUGCCAAGUUUCACAUUGCAAGAGGAGGCUACACCGGUGAGGAUGGUUUUGAAAUUUCCAUUCCAGAUGAUAAGGUCGGUGUUGAUUUUUUCAAAGCAUUGUUGGAAUAUGAUGAAAUUGUUAAGCCGAUCGGUUUAGCUGCAAGAGACUCGUUGAGAUUAGAAGCAGGCAUGUGUCUCUACGGCCAUGAACUUAACACCGACAUUACUCCUAUUGAAGCUUCCUUGAAUUGGCUAGUGUCAAAAUCUAGAAGAUCUCCUGAAAAUGCCAACUUUAAUGGUGCUAAUAAAAUCUUGUCUCAAAUAAAUGAUCCAAAAUCUGUCAAAUUUAAAAGAGUUGGCUUAGUCUCCAAGGGUCCAUCACCAAGACACGGUAAUAAAAUUUUCUCAGCUGAAGAUCCUACUAAAGAAAUUGGUGUUAUCUGUUCCGGAUCCCCUUCACCUUCGGUUGGGGGUAAUGUUGCUCAAGCGUUUAUUUACAAACCUUUCCAAAAGAUAGGUACUAAAGUUAAGGUUGAGAUCAGAGGUAAAUUGAGAGAUGCUGAAGUUGCAAAGAUGCCUUUCUAUCCUACAUCCUACUACAGGGGAUGA